Messenger RNA from Colletotrichum scovillei, 597 nucleotides. RefSeq lists its product as uncharacterized. The transcript is spliced from 3 exons. NCBI's taxonomy places the organism in Eukaryota, Fungi, Ascomycota, Sordariomycetes, Glomerellales, Glomerellaceae. The coding region runs from base 1 to 597 and encodes 198 amino acids. The record is from RefSeq and is a predicted model, not a curated record.
AUGCUGUCACAGGAGCCUCGCUCAUCGGAGAACAUCUCCGCUAUCACACCGCAAGAGCCGACACGAUAUCAGGAGAGGCGAAACGACGAUGAACCGAACCAAGAUCGGCUAGAGACAGCUCGAAAUGUUACUGAAAAAGACGAGGGCAACACCGAGGCGUCAAGUGCGGAAUCAUCGGUCCAGAACCCGCCGUCCUCUAGCAAAGAAUGUAUCAUUAAGCGAUUUUGGAGCAAACAAGUCAGCGUAGUAGUGGAGUUUGAGACUUGUCGCGACCACCUAGGAUACCUUCGUACAUCACUAGCUACGGCUGUCCUAGGGACUGUAGUAGCGCAGCUCUUCGCCUUGCAGGCGUCAGACACAGGCUUCGGAUAUACGGCCGUGGGCAAACCCCUCGCUACCUUGUGCUACAGCUUCUCAAUCUGUAUCGUUUUGCUGGGAGCGUUCCGAGCCUGGAGACUCCAGCACGCUAUGUUUGCUGGUAAGGCACUAGCCGGAGGGUUCGAACUAACAACACUCGCGUUGGGGUUCUUGAUUCUGUCACUAGUCUUCUUUGGCUUUCUAAUUGCUCUCGAUGUAGUCAAAGAGUCUUCGAGCUAG